Cotesia glomerata is the source of this 841-nucleotide messenger RNA. RefSeq lists its product as uncharacterized. The record is from RefSeq and is a predicted model, not a curated record. The coding region runs from base 65 to 598 and encodes 177 amino acids. The transcript is spliced from 4 exons. NCBI's taxonomy places the organism in Eukaryota, Metazoa, Arthropoda, Insecta, Hymenoptera, Braconidae.
GGGUUGUUUCAGCGAAUAUCCUCAGAACAGACUUAACUGAACUAGUAAAUAGUGCUUGGUCGACAUGAAGGUCUUGAUUUUCUUGAUGCUCGUCGCUGCGGUCGUCGCAGAAGAAGAGAAGGCCCCCAAAAAGCGCGGUCUUUUUGGCCUCGGCUACGGCUACGGCGACUACGGUCACGGUUUAGACCACGGAUACUACGGACACGAUUUGGGACACCAUGAACAUCACACCGUACAUGUCAAAGCUGUUCCAGUUCCAUACCCGGUUCCAAAACCAUACCCAGUUCAUGUGGACCGUCCCUACCCCGUCAAGGUCCCAGUAGACCGACCUUACCCAGUACCAGUUAAGGUUCCAGUUCCCCAGCCGUACCCAGUGAUCAAGACCAAGACGGUUCAUGUCCCAGUCGACAGACCCUACCCAGUACCAGUUAAGGUUCCAGUACCUGCGCCCUACCCCGUAAAGGUACCUGAACCCCAUCCAGUACCAGUAGCCGUCCCACACCCAGUUUACAUCAAAGAAAAGGUCCCAGUUUACGUCCACGGACACGGACACGACUACGGACACGGUUUCGAGCACGGUUACGGACACCUUUACUAAACCAUGAUGCAUAAAAAUCAACAAACUUAAAUCUCAAUUCAUUCCUACAGUAUUUUUCAAAUAAAUAUUAAUUGUAAUGAUAAUUAUUAAUUAUUAAUGAUAAAUAAUAUCUGACACCAAAUCAUCGAAAUGAAAGCAUCAUUCAUUAUUAAUAUUGUGAAAAUGCAAGACACUAGCUUUGAGCUCGCAGUGUAAUACAAUAGCAAAUUGAUCAAUAAAUUUAUUAAUGUUUUCUUAAUAAAA